Molecule: messenger RNA, 1731 nt
Organism: Apis dorsata (giant honeybee)
Lineage: Eukaryota; Metazoa; Arthropoda; Insecta; Hymenoptera; Apidae
Gene: whd
Product: carnitine O-palmitoyltransferase 1, liver isoform-like
Exons: 8
Coding region: 277-1707 (476 amino acids)
Biological process (GO): carnitine metabolic process; fatty acid metabolic process
Cellular component (GO): mitochondrion
Molecular function (GO): carnitine O-palmitoyltransferase activity
Source: RefSeq, a predicted model, not a curated record
AUAGUUUGGUUUAGCCAAUAAGUUGGUAACUUGGUUGUUUGAUGCACUUGUGAAUUUAAGAGAGGGAGUUAAAAGCAGAGUGAAUAGUGUAUUACUUACGUAUGAAGGAAUCAUAGUAUGCAGCGGUAGUGCACAAUCAAAAGUGCAAAAGUGCAUUGAGAUAUUUGAAGAUUUAUAAUUGUGACUUAUUUCGUGAAAUAUUUUUUAUGAUAAAAUUUUUUUUCAUGCGACAUAAGAAGUUUUAUUAAUUUUGCUUUAUAAUUUAUAACUGAUGAUAUGGCAGAAGCACAUUCAGCUGUAGCAUUUAGUUUUUCUAUUACUCAUGAGGGAUGGGAUGUUAAUUUUGAUAGAGAAGUUUUACAUUUAGUAUGGCAAUCAGGUAUCCGUUCUUGGAAGAAAAGAUUUUUUAGAUUUGUUAACAAUUUAAGAAGUGGUGUAUAUCCUGCUUCUUUAGAAAGUUUAUGGUUUACUAUAGCUGUAGUGACUGCUAUACAUUUUGCUGGUUUUAAGGUACCUUAUGAUCUUGUUGAAAAAGCUGCACCGUAUCUUUCAGCAUCUUCAGUAUUGGCUCAUUUAGCAGGAUCUUUUAUAAUUGGAUUGCUUUUAUGGUUGAUAGUAAUAUAUGUAAUUCGAUAUACUUUUAAAUUAUUACUUAUGUACAAGGGAUGGAUGUAUGAAUCAAGAGAAAAAGGAUGUAGUGCAUCGAGGAUCACUAAAAUGUGGACCACAUUAGUGAAAUUGUUUUUUGGGUGGCAUAAACCAAUGCUUUAUAGUUUUCAAGGAUCAUUGCCAAGGCUACCAUUACCCUCAGUAGUAGAUACAAUGAAGCGGUACCUACGAAGUGUUCGACCAUUGCUCGAUGAUGAAAAUUAUGCUCGAAUGGAGACAUUAGCUAAUGAAUUUCAAAAAGGAAUUGGUGUAAAACUUCAGCGAUAUUUAAUUUUAAAGUCUUGGUGGGCUACUAAUUAUGUAUCUGAUUGGUGGGAAGAAUAUGUGUAUUUACGUGGACGAUCUCCUAUUAUGGUUAAUUCAAAUUUUUAUGGUAUCGAUGCUAUUCUUAUGUAUCCUACUAAUGUACAAGUUGCCCGUGCUGCAAGUGUUAUUUAUUCGUGUCUACAGUAUCGACGGCUCAUUGAACGGCAAGAAUUAGAACCGAUAUUAAUUCAAGGAUUGGUGCCUCUUUGUUCAUGGCAAUAUGAAAGAGUAUUUAAUACUACAAGAAUACCAGGACGUGAAACAGAUAAAAUUAUACAUUAUCAAGAUUCUAAACAUAUUGUUGUAUAUCAUAAGGGAAAAUAUUUUAAAGUUCCUAUUUAUCAUAAAAAUCGAAUUCUUCAACCUUCUGAAAUUGAAAUACAAAUGCAACAAAUUUUAAAUGAUAAAUCAAUACCAUCAGAUGGUGAAGAAAAAUUGGCUGCUUUAACAGCUAGUGAAAGAACUGCAUGGGCAAGAGUUAGAGAAGAAUUUUUCUCAAAGGGAACAAAUAAAACAUCAUUAGAUCUUAUUGAAAAAGCUGCAUUUAUAGUUGUAUUGGAUGAUAUACCAUAUAUAUAUGAUCCAGAAGAUCCAGAUAAAUUAGAUGAAUAUGGUCGAAUUUUAUUGCAUGGCAAAGGAUAUGAUAGAUGGUUUGAUAAAUCGUUCACUCUGUGUAUAGGUAACAAUGGCAGAGUAAGUAAUUAUCUAAAAAAUAAUUUGAAAGUAAUAUAAAAUAAUUUAUAACAUAAUAUAAUU